This is a messenger RNA of Salvelinus sp. IW2-2015, 5111 nucleotides long. Its product is annotated as zinc finger RNA-binding protein. Lineage: Eukaryota; Metazoa; Chordata; Actinopteri; Salmoniformes; Salmonidae. Gene Ontology annotation, cellular component: precatalytic spliceosome. The record is from RefSeq and is a predicted model, not a curated record. Gene Ontology annotation, molecular function: single-stranded RNA binding; zinc ion binding; double-stranded RNA binding.
UCUACUAAACUUUGUUUACUGUGUUCGUAACAUAUUCUAGUUUUUGUAACAUAUAUUUUUUGAUCCGAUGUUUCAUCAAUGAUAACAUUUGCAGAAUGUUGGCCCAGUUUCACCUAGUUCCAUCCUCUCCCACUACUAGACUUGCUCUCACUACCACAUUUGGUGGUGAGAAACAUUGGACGGAUGUUUCAGUUUUAUAGCCCCUGUGACGUGUAUGUGGUUAAAUAUCCAAGCGUGCGCGCGAAUGGUACCUGACGGACACGUGACAGAUAGCGGAUCCCGUCUGGUGGUCCGGUUACAGUAGAUGCCAAGAUGGCUGCAAGCAAUUAUUAUGGGUUCACUCACGGUGCCGGUCCGCAGUACAGCGUUCAGCCUCCACCGGCCUUUGCCCACCCCACCACAGCCAGCUACAGUGUUCAGCCGGCCCCUGCCGUGGCCCAUGCAGUGACCGCCUCUUAUGCCCCUGCCCCUGCACAAGCAGCCAGGCCCGUCGCCUCUGCACCCUACCUGGCGGCCUACCAGACCCACCCUGCCCCCCCAGACUAUGGCUAUCGGCAGCCGGACCCUACGCCCCAACCUACCACCACCCCACAGGCGUACCAGCUACCGGUAUACACCGAAACGGAUAACUACAGUUACGGACGACCACCUGCAGUCACUAGUUAUGAGACUAAGCAGUACUACCAGACAAGUAUAGCUCCAGCCCAGCGGACCCCAACAGAAGCUUACUACCAGACAGGUGUGAAGAGUGGCUACAGUCCAGUCAGCACGGUGUACAGCCAGCCCCCUCCACCACAGAGGCAGGUCACAGCUUUAAAGCCUCUGGCCCCCGCUAGCUCAGUGUCCACCAGCUAUAACAUCUACCCAGUGUCCACCAGUGUUCAGCAGCCUCCAACUCCCAUCUCGUCUUACACCCCUUGCUCCUCCUUCAACUCCACAGCUGCGACCUCCUACUCGGGCAUCAGCUACUCUACUUAUGACUCGAGUGGCUACACUUCCACCCCCUCCUACUACCAGCCUGCACAGCUGCCCGCUCCCCAGCCGCCACCCCAGCAGCCCCAGCCGUCCAUGCAGCUGCCUCACAAACAGCUCACCAGCUCCUCCUGGAGCAACGCGGGUAGCAACAUGGUGACCGCUCCCACAGUCAACGCCUACAAGAAGCCCAUGUUCCACCAGAACAGGCUGCAGAAGCCCAAAGGGCCACCCAAGCAGCCCCAGCUGCACUACUGUGACAUCUGCAAGAUCAGUUGUGCUGGCCCGCAGACGUACCGGGAACACCUCGAGGGCCAGAAGCACAAGAAGAAGGAGGCUGCUCUGAAAUCUGGCAGCGUGGUGGGGAGCAACGGGCCCCGGGGGAUUCAGACCCAACUGCGCUGUGAACUAUGUGACGUUGCCUGCACUGGCGUAGACGCGUACGCUGCCCAUAUCCGAGGGGCCAAGCACCAGAAGGUGGUGAAGCUCCACACCAAACUAGGCAAACCUAUACCGUCAACUGAACCCAUUUUAGUGAACAAUGCUCCGAUUAUCUCAACAUCGACCGCUGGGAAGACGACCCCUAUUGUCGUCACGUCAGCUGCCCCUUCAGCGCCACCCAAACCGGUGGUGGUAAACGCCGUCAAGGCCCCAGCACCUGUGAAGAAGCCAAUCACACCCAAAAUAACCCUUCUUGCCAACAAGCCGGCCACCCCUCCAUCAGCCAAGGUGGAUGAGGACCAUCAGUUGGCAACCGCUUCUAAGAGCGAGACCACGAGUGACGAUGAGGAUGGGGAAGGAGUGGGGGGGCAGGGAGACGUCCAGCCUGUGGGACAUGACUAUGUGGAGGAGGUGCGUAAUGAUGAUGGGAAGGUGAUUCGCUUCCACUGUAAACUCUGUGAAUGCAGUUUCAAUGACCCCAACGCUAAAGACAUGCACCUAAAGGGACGCAGGCACCGGCUGCAGUACAAGAAGAAGGUGAACCCAGAGCUGCCGGUGGAGAUCAAGCCCAGUAACCGGGCCAGGAAACUGCAGGAGGGCAAACUUAGGAAACAGAAACAGAAGGCUGUGCUGAAGAGACAGAGGGAUGAUGAGCAGCGCUGGCACUUGGAGAUGAGGUCGGAGCCAGACAGCAGCUGGCACACAGAGAUGAGGCGCUAUGAGGAGGACAUGUACUGGAGGAGGAUGGAGGAGGAGCAGCUUUACUGGGGGGAGCAGAGACGCAGGAUGCCCCCCCCUCCACUCAUGAGCCGGCCUGGCAUGCCAGUGCCACCCCUACUGCAGCCUGUGCGUCGGCCGGACUCCCCAGACGACCGCCACAUCAUGGCCAAACACUCCACCGUCUACCCUGUGGAGGAGGAGCUGCAGGCGGUGCAGAGGAUUGUGUCCCACUCUGAGCGAGCCCUCAAACUGGUGUCUGACUCCCUGCUGGAGAAAGAGCCCCCCGCUGCUGCUCCUAAGACUGAUACAGAGGCUGAUGCUGGCGAGAAAGGACCUGACACACAGGGGACCCGUAUGCUGAAGGGGGUGAUGAGGGUUGGCAUUCUGGCCAAGGGCCUGCUGCUCCACGGGGACAGGAACGUGGAGCUCAUCCUGCUGGCUGCCAAGAAGCCCACCCUCUCUCUACUGAAAGACAUCGCUGAGCAGUUGCCCAAAGAACUGACGACAUUUUCUGAAGAUCAGUAUGAGGUACAGGCUCACCCUGAGGAAGCCAACAUCGUGAUUUUUUCGAGCAAGGAGCCAAAAAUGCAGGUCACCAUCUCUCUAACUUCGCCGCUGAUGAGGGAGGAUCCUGCCCCUGAGAAGGAGGAAAAGGCAGGAGACAAAGCGGCUGAGAAAGGGGUGCCUGAGAAAGACCCUCCUGAUGUUCUGAACCGAAGGAAGUGCCUGGAGUACCUAGCUGCUCUGAGACAUGCCAAGUGGUUCCAGGCUCGUGCCAACGGUCUUCAGUCCUGUGUGAUCAUCAUUCGACUGUUACGUGAUCUGUGCCAGCGAGUGCCAACCUGGGGCAAGAUGCCAGCCUGGGCUAUGGAGCUGCUGGUAGAGAAGGCCAUCAGCAGUGCCACAGGGCCCCUCAGCCCAGGGGAAGCUAUGCGUAGGGUCCUGGAGUGUAUCGCCACGGGCAUCCUACUGCCAGACGGUCCUGGGCUGCUGGACCCCUGUGAGAAAGCCCAAACCGAUGCUCUGGGGAGUAUGACCAAGCAAGCCCGGGAAGACAUUACUGCCAGCGCGCAGCAUGCUCUGCGACUGCUGGCGUUCCGUCAGAUCCACAAGGUUCUGGGGAUGGACUCCCUGCCGGCGUCCAAGGCCAGCGCUCGGAACCGCAAGCGCAGACGGGAUGGAAGCGAGACGGGAGAAGGAGAGGGGGAGGGAAAGAAAGACAAGAAGGAGGAUGCAGAAGAGGUGGAUGCAGAAGAGGUGGAUGCUUGAUCUCUCCCAGAGAAGUGUUAGCCUGGGCGCCCGCCUGGUUCUGCUUCUAAUGUUGGCAUGAGAAUGAUAGGGGAGUAAUGCAGAAACGGACUGGCACCCAGGCUAGAGCAGGUUAGUAGUCUAUACUGGCAGAAUGUCACAUCCUUUACGUUUAUUUUUAUUCUCAAAAUCUAUAUGAAUAUAACUGACUUAGUCGUAACAUUUCUGCCUCCCCUAAAGGGAGGAGAGAACGGGAGGGGAAAGGUAAAGAUUAUUUACUGUAAUUCUCUCCCAUGCAUUCUGUACUGUAACAUACUGUAGAUGUACUUCAAAUCGUGCUGAAAAUUGACUUUAACGUCACUGACUGACUGAGAUUAAGGAGCUAAUGACUGAUAGCCUGAUCCCAGAUCUGUAUGUGCUUCAGGCCAAGUCCUCUUCAUGUAUUUAUGGCAUGAAAACGAUUGUCAGAGGAGUCAACGAUCGUCAGGAGUUUGCUAAAGCACAAACUGAUCUGGAACCAGGCUAAAUGAUUGCAUCAUUCCAUUUCCAGAAUAUUUGCCCACUCAGCUACUGAAGCCCUCCCAUUUUCAGUACCUGUACAAACCACUGUUACUUACCAUUGUCUUCUAUGUACUGUAGGUACUCCUACAUGGAUACCUACAUUGUAACGAAGCUCUUUUUGCUUUUUUCCCUGCUUUUCUUAUUGAAGACUAGCUUUAAUCCUAUACUGCACAGGCUAGUUCAAGUGUUUUAUUAUAUACCGAAGACUGCAGGAGUUCCUCAUCUAGGUGCAUGAAUUGAGAUGAGUUCUGUAGAUGAGGAUGGGUUUUGCUGAUGGGUCUGGUGUGAAGACCUGUUAUUCAGGAGGUUUUAAAUACAAAGACAUGGGUAAAUUAAAGUAUGUUUUAAGAAUGUACAGUUCAUUGUGCCUAAAUUGCAGGCAAUGACAAAUUACAAUGAUAAAGCUGUAAUGUAAAGAAAAACACUUUGAAAACAUUGCUCUUUGAAAAGCACUCCGUAUAGUCUGUAAAGAUGCCUAUAAAUUUGUCAGGACACCUGAAAGAAAAAAAAAUCUGCUUUGUACAAGUUGUGUUUGCACAACAAAACACUUAAGGGAAUCACUGGGUAAUAGAAAAUGUUUUGUCUAAGAGGAGUUGACUGAUAGCUCAUACAGUAUGUUGCACACUCUAAGUCUAGCAUGCUGAGGGAAUGAAGCACUUAUAAAAUGACCAUGAUAUUAUAUGCAGCCAUAUAUUUAUCGUGUAAACUUGCCUAUUAACAAUCUGUCUUUUGUGUUACUGGGGGAAAAUGUCUUGAGCGAGAACUAAAGUAUGGAUAUCUACUGAAAUAAUCCAGGGAUAAUAGUCUUUAGACUUUCUUCCUUGUGCCUGCAUUGUUUUGUGUCUAGGAAACGUCAUAUCUAUGGACUGAAGGUUCUAAAAAGGGGAACAUUUGAACUGAAACUGGAUCAUGCAACAUUUUGAAGAUCUUAUUCACAUCCUGUAUCUUUGUGCAUUAAGGUUUUGUAAGAAGCGGAUUGUGCUUUUCAUUGAUUUUAUUUACAAAGAGCAUCUGCGCAGCACCGUUUUAACUUUUGUUGUUAUCUUUGGAGGAUGUUGCAAUUGAAUUUGUAUUGUUGAAAGGAGAGUCAACGUUGCUGUAAUAUUUUAAUUUCUUUGUAGUGGAGCCUUAUACCAAGGAUGAAUAUUAAAGACUUAACCCAUGGUCUA